GGAAUCUUUAUAGAUUUUUAAUAUCGGCAGUAUAUAUCGGAGCAUGUCCUUUAUACGCGGAUCGACCAUGUGCAUUCACUUAACCUCACAUAUGCAUUUUAAGAUAUAUUUGAAUAUAUUUUGUUGGUCUCAAUAAUUAUCGGAUUACAUUCACACUUAUGGGUAAGCAAAAGCGGCAACGGCGGAAGCCUCACAAAGAAAAUCCUACUGGAUUACCAUCCGUUCAAGAAUUUGAAUUAAACGAAGAACUUACGGAGAGUGAUAAGGAAAAGAUUUUGCAGAAUGUUUAUGACGAUGUACAGUCAUGUAAUCUUGAAGAAAAAUUGUCCGCUCUGCAAAUAUUGGCAUCGAUGUCUGGUGACUCUUCUAUGGCCAAACAAAUUGCUAAUGAUAGAAUAGCAAAAAUAAUAGGUCCACUGCUUUUAGAUUAUAAUGCUGCUAUACGAGCAAAUACCGCAUCUACUUUGCGAGAAAUUGCAGAAAAUGGCAAGGAGGAAGCAUGUAAUGAUUUAGUCAAAGAUGAUAUUGUAACUCCACUCACCGCAUUAUUGAGACAAUACUAUUCAGAUUGGAAGCCAAAAGGAGCUGGAGAUGAAAAAAUAGCUUUUGUUCAAACAGUUAGCUUGUUAUGGACGUUAUGUGCAAAUAAUGAGAGUGCAAUUAAGCGAGCUAAUGAUGAGGAUUUGAUAUCACUUCUAAUAAAGUUCUUAGAUAUCGAUAUUUAUGGAAUAGAUAUUGUCACAGUUGUUGUACGAUACAUGAUAUGCUUAUCGGAUGAGAAUGAUGCUGCCAUUAUUAAAAUCAAACAAAGCCAAUCGAUUUUAUUGAGUUUGUUGGAUUUAAAAGCAGAUAAUGAUACAGCUGCCUUCAAAGUAUUGUCUUUGAAAACUGCCGUAGCUGAUGUAUUAGUCAAUAUAAGUAAUUAUACAGAUAGCAAUCAGAUAUCUGUAUUCCAUAAAGUGUUAUUAGUACUUGCUGAAGUACUUGCUAUCGAUCAUAGACAAGUAUUAUCUUCUCUAAUAUCUAUUCUACCACAUGAAAACAAUGCUUUAUCAAAGGAUAAGAAAAAGAAGAUACAGGAAAAUAGAAAAAUAUUGGAAGCUCAGGAACAAGCUUUACAGAUUUUAGCAAAUUUGUGUUUUGAAUAUGAAGACAAUACACUUGAUUCCGACACUGAUGAUUCUGAAACAAUAGAAAUUGAAUCUGAAUGUUUAGAUGAUGAUUCUAUGAAUAAAGAUUUGACAAUGAUAUCAACGCUUCCAAUAGAACUAAUUGAAGUUAUAAAUAAUUAUAACUUGAUUAAUAAAAUUUGGGACAAAAUUGAAUUUGUAGUGGAUAAAGACAGUCAGGAAAUACUGGAUCAAAUCGAAGACGGAAAAGCUACAUUGAAGCAGUUUUAUGACAUUCAGUGUGCAGCUUAUUUAUGUUUAAAUAAUUUACUGCCUAUCAUGGAGGUUGACGCUUUUGGAGGUGUUGACAAUUUGUUUAGGAAAUGGAUGGAAAUUGGAACAGAGUUUAAACGUGUUACAUUGGAUAACAUAAAACUUGCGGAAGCGUCUACGGCUGCUAUGAGAGCUAUUCUUCAAUGUUUAGCAGAAGUACGAGCGAACGUUUUUAAACACUUAACUUGUAACGACAUCCAGCCGAUGUUGAAUGACGUGCAUCAAUGCUCCGAUAUGAAUGUUCGUAUUAAUUUGAUAAGAAUGCUGUGUAAUCUGGCACAGAUUCUGUUGAAUAACAAAAAUUCGGAAAAUUAUGAAACUAUAAAGCUUGUAUCUACGUUCUUAUUAGACAUCUCUAAAACGGAAACACAAAUAUGGAUUAUAGCAGAAUCUAUAGAUGCGAUAAUGGAUAUAUAUGCGGAGGAUGAAACCGAUCAUUUAGCGAUAGAUAUUGAAUUGGUUCCAAAGCUGCUAUCUGUGGUGCCACAUUUCAAAAAUAAGAUGCAUCAGCAAAAGAAACAUUUGAAAGACGGCAUGUCUGUAGUAUCGACUGUAAACACGAAUUUAAUGAGAUUUAUAAAAUAUAAACAGAAGCGAUUGUUUAAAUAAAAAUAGACAUUAAACGAUUAUUUCUAUUCGAUUUCUUUGAAUUAUAGAGCUCAAAUAGAGAUAUUUUAAUAAAUAACUUAUAAACGUUUUUGAAAAACGAAA
Pogonomyrmex barbatus (red harvester ant) is the source of this 2153-nucleotide messenger RNA. Its product is annotated as HEAT repeat-containing protein 3. The record is from RefSeq and is a predicted model, not a curated record. NCBI's taxonomy places the organism in Eukaryota, Metazoa, Arthropoda, Insecta, Hymenoptera, Formicidae. Gene Ontology annotation, biological process: ribosomal large subunit biogenesis; protein import into nucleus.